UUAAACAAGAACUCUCAUGCGUUAUUUCUGUUCACUAAUUAUAAAAAAGCUUUACUUAAUCAGAAGAGUUGAUCUCCGACUGGAACAUUCAGGCCUGUAGCGUGAAAGACUGAAAAUAUGAGGUUGGUUUGGAAUCUGGUACGGAUUAUUGUCAUUCUCCUCAUAGCUACAUGUGGUGUUCAAGGAAACGUUUGUAGCACUGACGAGUGCUCAUCACCGCCUGUAUACGGGGGUGGCACCCCUACGUUCAGCCCAGCUUCUUCUUGCUACUCUAAUGGUAACUUCGUAAACGUCACUUGUAGUGGAGUACUCUUCGGCCAAUCAGAAUGUUCCUGUUUGGAAUCGGAAUACAUUGAUACACCACCAACAUGUGAAGAGUAUCACUGUGCCAAACCUGUCUCGCCUGACCAUGGAUUCGAGAUCGAACCCGUCAACGAAUACGUUCUUUAUGAUGUCGUCUCUUUCUCAUGUGAUGACGGUUUCAUCUUGGGAGGAUCCGAGUCAGUGAUGUGCACUGGAACGGGGGAGUGGCAUCCAUCCAUCCCUAAAUGCUAUGAAAACUGCAUCAUACCGUACAUUGCCCACGGUAACGCUGAUUUUGCACCCGGUACUUCCCUGCAUGAUCAAGACCAAAUGAAUGUAUCAUGUGACGUCACCAGCUACACCCUGGAGGGAGUGGAUAUGGUCACGUGUCACGAUGGUACAUGGAAUCCACCCAUUGGACAAUGCCUCAGUAAAUGUCCAUCUCCGAUAAUCUCUGACUCAGACCAUUCCGUCAACCAUGGCGACGUUGAUCACGGUGAAUACGUGAUCGUUACCUGUGAUGCUGGAUACACGUUUGGAUUAGGCUCUGAUUACUCCUAUCCUCUGACAUGUCAUAAUGGCACGUGGGACUCAUCGAUCGAGUGCUCUGCCAAUUGUGAGCUGCCUAGUGUUUGCUCGUCACCUCCUGUAUACGGGGGUGGCACCCCUACGUUCAGCCCGGCUUCUUCAUGCUACCCUAAUGGUACCUUCGUACACGUCACUUGUAGUGGAGUACUCUUCGGCCAAUCAGAAUGUACAUGUGUGGAAUCAGAAUACAUUGAUCCACCACCAACAUGUGAAGAGUAUUACUGUGACAAACCAGUCUCGCCUGACCAUGGAUUCGAGAUUGAACCCGACAACGAAUACGUUCUUUAUGAUGUCGUCUCUUUCUCAUGUGAUGACGGUUUCAUCUUGGGAGGAUCCGAGUCAGUGAUGUGCACUGGAGCUGGGGAGUGGCAUCCAUCCAUCCCUAAAUGCUAUGAAAACUGCAUCAUUCCGUACAUUGCCCAUGGUAACGCUGAUUUUGCACCCGGUACUUCCCUGCAUGAUCAAGACCAGAUGAAUGUAUCAUGUGACGUCACCAGCUACACCAUAGAUGGAGUGGAUAUGGUCACGUGUCACGAUGGUACAUGGAAUCCACCCAUUGGUCAAUGCUUCAGUAAAUGUCCAUCUCCGAUAAUUUCUGAUUCAGACCAUUCCCUCAACCAUGGGGACGUCGAUCACGGUGAAUACGUGAUCGUUACCUGUGAUGCUGGAUACACGUUUGGAUUAGGCUCUGAUUACUCCUAUCCUCUCACAUGUUAUAAUGGGACAUGGGACUCAUCGAUCCAGUGCUCGGCCAAUUGUGAGCGUCCCAGAUUCCCAGACUCAAUGAUGAUCACCCCUGGAGCUCGAGUCGACCAGUCCCACUACCACAAUGACGUCAUCACGGUCAAAUGCGCGCCAAAUCAUGUCGUCGUCAACGGGCCACCCUCUGCAAGCAUGUCAUGUGAUAAUGGGUACUGGACCCCUACCAUGCUACCCAUUUGCAAACAUAUAAAUGAUACCUAAAUACUGCCUUGCAAUUAAUACAGUGGUGUAUCCAAUAUAGGGCGGAACCGUCUCCGUUUUUAGGUUUAAGAAG
This is a messenger RNA of Strongylocentrotus purpuratus (purple sea urchin), 1927 nucleotides long. Its product is annotated as C4b-binding protein alpha chain. The record is from RefSeq and is a predicted model, not a curated record. Bases 118 to 1854 code for a protein of 578 amino acids. The transcript has 10 exons. NCBI's taxonomy places the organism in Eukaryota, Metazoa, Echinodermata, Echinoidea, Camarodonta, Strongylocentrotidae.